GACUGACCCAUCUCCUCCUCCCUACUGUAUACGCUUCACCUCCCUCCCCUCCCACUCCUCCCAGCCUCUCUGCCCCGCCUCAAUUGCCUCCAGCUCCUCUAGAGCGGUUCAUAUUUGGUGGCCUGGAAAUCGGAGUCUUAGAAUGUGAGAACCCGAAAGAAGUUUAGACUUUUAGACUUGAUGUCGUCAAGAAGCAUUUAUUAACCACCUGCUGUGUGCUACGCACUGUUCCAAGAACUCAGGAUACCAAAAAAAAAAAAAAAAUUGCUAGAGCAGCCCCUGUCCUUAAGAUGGAGGAGAGACUAUUGACCAAUCAAUCGAUUAACAUUCAUUAAGCGUUUAGGAUAAGCCAGUCCUACGUUAGAUGAUGCAGUGUAUAGAGUACAGGGCCUGGCAUGAAGACAUCUUCUGAAGUUCAAAUUUGGCCUCAGACACUAGCCGACCUAGUGAGAAGUGACCCUGGGCAAGUCAUUUUAAGCAUUUGCUUCAGUUUCCUUGUCUGUAAAAUAAACUGGAAAAGGGAAUGCCAAACCCCUCCAGUAUCUUUGCCAAGAAAACCCCAAAUGGGGUCAGGAAAAGUUGAACAUUACUGAAAAGAGCCUGAACAACAUCUGCCAGGCAGUGUUCCAAGUGCUAGAAAUACAAAGAAAAACAAAUCACAUUCCUGCCCUCAAAAAGCUUACAAUCUAAUGGAGAAGAUAACAUGUAAACAAUUGUGUACAAAGAAAAUAUUUACUGGUAAAUUGGAGAUCAUCUCAGAGGGAAAACGCUGUGCCCCAUAUUAAGGAGGACUGGGAAAGGCUUCUUAGAGAAAGUGGGAUUUUUAUCUGAAACUUCAAGGAAGAUAGAAGACACAGAGGAGAGAAAGAAUUUCAGACAUUUGAGACAACUAGUGAAAGUACAUAUCAUUUUGCAGAUGAGGAAACUGAGUCUCAGCAAGGCUGUUUCCUCCUUGUUUGAAUGUCCUUUAAAGAGGAGAGUUUUGCAUUUCUAUAUCACACUGUCAUUGACUAUCCAGACAUUGUGCUGAUUCUAGAAAUCACUAUGGAAAGAGCUUCACCAACUAAUAAGAACUACCAAGGAUGAGCAGUUCUUUUAGGAUUUGGACACUGCAUCUCCAAUUCUUGAACUGUGCCUGGGCUGAAAGAUUUACAUUUGGACUUCAGUGGGAGAACACAGCUGCAGCCUAAGAAGUGUGACAAAGACUUUGUGGUUCAUCAAUGAAAGGGAAAAAUGAGUUUCUCAGGAGGUGAUCCUAAUGGAUAUCCUUUUUCUUCCCUUGCUAUCCUGAGAAAACAUGCAUUCACUUCUGUAUAGACUUCAUGAAGAAUACAAUUCAUUGUUAAUUGGCUCAGUAGACGCUCCUAUCAAUGUGAUGUUUUAGAAAAUCCUUCCGUUACAGAAGUCAGUCAUCUUGUGCCUAUCCAGCUGCUUGCCGCAGGGGUCACUGCAGAAAUACCAUGUCUAAGAACACAGAGAUUAUCAAUCUAUCGUUUCUAUUGGAGCACGAGAAGGAAAUGAUCCUGGGAGUCUUAAAGAGAGAUGAAUACUUGAAGAAAGUAGAAGAUAAGAGAAUAAGGAAGCUGAAAAAUGAGCUUUUAGAAGCAAAACGGAAAGGUGGGAAGAGACAGCAAGAUGGUAGCAGGAUUUGUGUUCGGUGUCAAAAAAAUCUGGGCUUGAUUUUUGACCGGGGGAACCUCUGCCAAGUAUGCACACUUCGAGUUUGCAAUGAUUGUCGGAUUGUGGGCAUUGAUGGAAACUGGAAAUGCACGGUCUGUGCCAAGAUUGCGCAGCUAAGGAUCGUAACCGGUGAGUGGUUUUUUGAAGAACGGGCAAAACGCUUCAAACAAACGAACCUUCUUGGAACAGAUGUUGUCAGACAGUCCAUUCUAAGAAGGGGUCCAGCCGAAGGACGACAAAACCAAGAGCAAGCCCUGCAGGAUGCUCAGAGGUCAGAAGCUUCCGCUCAUUGCGGGCAGAAACCCAUACUGGAUGCACCCAAAAGGAAGGGAUUUCUGCUUAGCAAGUUCAGAUCAGCAACCCGAGGGGAAAUCAUCACCCUGAAAACUGAGAGUGGAAGGAGCUAUAGCUUAGACUUGAACUCAUCUCAUUUUCAUAAUGCAAGGACAUCACCUGGCUCUGACAGGGGAAAUGUCUCACCAGACAUCAGUGACCAGGAGGCUACCCUUGGGAGCCUGAAAAACCAGAGCAAUGGCACCAUGCCUCGGAUGCAGAGGUCACCAGCCCCAAGUACCCGCAGUAUGAGCUCAGCUAGCAGCAGAGAUCAUGGUUUAGAAAAUGUCAUGGCGGUGGCUGCCAGUGAAAGUAUCCCUGAAAGUUUAACAAAGAGGCAUCAGAGAAGGGCUUCAGGAACGCCUUCUAUAGCUAUCUCUGGGGUCUCUCUGUCUUCAGACAGGAGUCGGUCUGAGUUAGACCUGAGCGAGUCAUUUUCAGAAGUGGAGGAUACUGUCAGCAUUCGAAGCAAAUCUGUGCCGGGUGCUUUAGACAAGGAUUUGGACUUCUUGGAUGAAACUGAAGAAGAUAUUGAUGAUUUAAUGUCCUCUCGAUUCUCUCCAAAUGUCAACAGCUUAGCAAGUGGAUUAUCAACUAACUCUCAAACAGGCUCUGAUAAGAAAUGGACCUACUUAAAUGUUCCUGAUGUCGAUUCUGAUACUACCAGUCUUAACAGCAUGAUGAGUGUUUAUAGUGAAACAGGGGACUAUGGCAACGUGAAGGUCAGCGGCGAAAUCCUUCUGCACAUCAGCUACUGCUACAAAACUGGCGGGCUCCACAUUUUUGUAAAGAAUUGCAGAAAUCUAGCCAUAGCAGAUGAAAAGAAGCAGAGAACAGAUGCCUAUGUAAAGUCAUAUCUUCUUCCUGAUAAAUCUCGAAACAAUAAACGCAAGACCAAAAUCAGAACAGGCACCAAUCCAGAAUUUAAUGAAAUUUUAAAGUAUACCAUUAGCCACACUCAGCUAGAAACAAGAACACUUCAGCUUUCUGUCUGGCAUUAUGACCGAUUUGGGAGAAACAGUUUCCUUGGAGAGGUGGAGAUUCCUUUUGAUUCAUGGAACUUUGAAAAUCCAAGUGAUGAGUGGUUUGUGCUCCAGCCCAAGGUUGAGUUUGCACCAGAUGUUGGCCUUCAAUACAAAGGAGAGUUGACUGUAGUCUUACGCUACAUUCCCCCUGAAAAUAACCUAACGCUCCCACUAGGACAGCUUCAAGGAAAGAAGACCUUUAAAAAGGGAAAGAAGAAAGAGCCUUCUUUGCCCUCUGGGGGUCUAUUAGAAGUCUUGAUCAAAGAAGCCAAAAAUUUGACAGCAGUGAAGUCAGGAGGCACUUCUGACACUUUUGUGAAAGGGUAUCUACUUCCUGAUACCACCAAAGCCACCAAGCACAAAACCCCUGUAAUCAAGAAGAAUGUUAACCCCCAGUGGAAUCAUACUUUCUGGUUCAAUGGUCUGGAUCCCCAGGAUAUAAAGAAUGUUUGCCUAGAGCUUACAGUCUGGGACAAAGAGGCUCUCUCUAGUAAUAUAUUUCUUGGAGGUGUUCGAUUAAACUCUGGCAGUGGUCUAAGUCAUGGAAAGGAGGUGGAUUGGAUGGAUUCUCAAGGUGAAGAACAGCACCUCUGGCAGAAGAUGGCAAACAGUCCUGGGGAUGCGGUGGAAGGGGUACUGAUGCUGAGGGCUAGUAUGGGAAAGCGGAGACGCUAACGCGAGCCUGGCUCUGCCUCGGGAUCAGUCUCCAGCUCCGAGCCCGGCAUCUCCGGUCUCAUAGUCUCCUGCAAACGGCCUCUCUGAUCCCAGCGCUUCAGUUGCACUGGCGUUUCACAGUUACGGAUAUUGGGAGCGUUGGGGAAAGACGUCCAUGUUCUGAAUGUCUGGAUGCUUCUGUUGUAGGACUUAGACAGCCCACAUAGCUAAACGUCUCCAUGUCAGCAUCCUUUUCAUUUGCUGUACAAACAAAUGCCCUCUUUUCUUUUGGUAUUGCUGAAAAGCAAUCCAUCCUUGGAUUUCACACUGGGAGAUCCCAGGGAAAGGGCCCAAGGUCACAUGGAAGUAGGCUAGUAGCGAUCAGCCCCCCACACCUUUCCUGGGGAGGGUCCAAUCUCGAUUCACUGGACAUUUUUAGGAUUGCCUGUUGGUGGAGAGGCAAAGACUGAACUUAAGAGGCUCGAUUACUUAGGGAAGGCGCUGUGGACCACCUUCCACUCUCUGCUGCAGGUCCCCAUGAGGUGAAAAGAGCUGGCACUCCUUAAAGGUGUAAGCUGAAGGUCUGACUGAUACUGUUGUGAUGAAGCUGUUGGCCCCUGGCAUAAAAAUGGUUGUCAUCUACACUGACUACAAAGGAGCCUAAAAGGAUGCUCCAUCUCUAGACCUCUGUCCUUUUGCUUAUAUUGACUUUCUGACUUCCUUAUUAAACAGAAAGAAUCCUCAGCACUCUUCUGCCCCAUGAGGGAUAGAGCAAGGCAAUUACUGAUCAUGUUCCCUUCUACCUCCUGUAUGCCAGAGCUUUUGAAUAUUAUCCCUAAAACUUGACACUGUGAGGCCAUCAUGGAUGGAUCAGACAUCAACCAUAGGUGAAUGAUGGAGUUUUAGAGUAGAAAGGGACGUCCACCUGGCCGGCUAGUCCAAACUACUCAUUUUACAGGCGACAGAUUCAAAAGCUUGGAGCACAGAGAGGCAAGGGGUUCCUGGGGGAAAGCCGGCAUCACGGCAUGAUUCUCAGGGGGUAGAGAAGGCUUGGACACCAAAGAGGGAGAUGGGUGAGUCCAGUUCUUUGAAUUCUGAACAGAUAUGAGUGCAGAUGUCUCCAGGAGUCUUCACUUGCCUCCCCUUUUCACCUUUGCAUUCAAUACAAUGCAAGUUUCUCUGAGGGCAGGGGCUACUUCAUUUUGUCUUUGUUUCCUCAAAAUCUAACACAGCGUCUGACACAUAGUCGGUGCCCAAUAAAUACGUGUUGAUUGAUGAAUUUGUCUAUUUCAGGGGGCAGAAGAGGAAAUACUUAUUAAGUGCCCACAAUGCACCAGCCACUGUGCUAAGCACUUCACCCAUAUUAUUUCAUUUGAUCUUCACCACAAUCUCAGGAGGUAGGUGCUCCCUUUUUACAGCUGAAGAAACUGAGGCAAACAGAGGUUAAGUAGCUCACCCAAUCUGAGGCUGGAACAGAAUUUAGGUCUUCUUGACUCCAGACCAAGCACUCUAUCACCUAUGCCACUUAUGCAUUUCACGAAGUAAUGUAGAGUUUUUAUGCCCUAAAGCAACAGGAUUAUUAAAAAAUAGAGAUAUAAAUUUUUAGGAAAGAAUGGUAAUUGCAGAAUAUAAGGAUCUAUUUUACAUAGUGGGAAAUACAUUAAUAAAGAUCAACUUGAGGAUGGAAAUGGAAAAUCUGCAUCCAGAACAGCUAAUCAAAGUCUUUGUUUAUUCUGUUGUUAGCUACCGCUAGGAAUCUAGGCUCUCUCAGAGAUGCCAUUGUGCUCAUUAUUUUUGCUCAGAUUAGAGGAUGAGAGGGAGUGUGUAAAAACACAUAGAUGCCUAAACUUGAAGUCAAGAAGGCUUGAGUUCAAGUACUGAUUCUGACAUCCACCAGCUAUCACAACAUGACCACAGCAAGUCAAUGAAAGAGUGCCCCGGGCCAUUUUCCCAAACCCCAAAUUAUAAAAAUGUUGGCAAUCUGCACAGGUGCAGGGAGUGUUUAUACCAGGAGUUCCCUACUCUGGGAAACUUACAGACCUGGACCAAAAAUAAAAGGACCCACAAAUCGUCUUAAUACAUAUGGGAAAACUAUGUUUGUACAUGUGCAUGCGUAUGUAUGACUUCAUGAGAAAAGAAGAGUUUUCCCUGAAACAACUUCAGGAAAAGCGAUGCUUGUCCAACAGAAAAAGACCUGGUGUAAGUGUCAAGAUACCAGAUACCAGAGUUUCAGUGCCACCUCUGUCCAACGGCAAGGCAGUCGAGGCACACUCCAGUUUUUCCUCAGAGGACCCUGUGAAGAUAAGGUCCUGUUAUUAGUAGGUGGGUGGUUCGGCAAAGGCUAGAAUGUUUGUCAGCCUCACUCCAGGAAGUUAUUUUACCUUUGCGUGACUGAUUCACCUUUAAGAACAUAUUUAAGAAAGUAACUGAUAAUAAUUAAGAUACAAAGGUCCUGAACAGCAUCCUCCAAAGACAUCGCAUUUGCUUCUGGAAGUCAGAAGCGAACCUGCCCAACCUAAUUUUGUUUAUUGGGUUUUCUACUUAGCUCACAUCCCCACUUUCUUGUUAAAACAAAAGAAACAAAAACCUAACAGAGGAAAUAGAUCCAUUACUUUUCACAUAAGGAAAAGUGAUAAAGAUGAGCUUCUUUCAGACCUGAUUAAAGUUAAGUAGUUUUUGCUGGGAUUUUUAGAAUGUUAUAGAGUCUAUUGGUCAGGAUACAGCUCCAAAUUAUGUAAAAGGGAAUCAUCUUAUUCUCCACGGACAGAAGGAGGCAGCUAGGUGGCUCAGUGAAUAGAGCACUGAAUCUGGAGUCAGGAAGACCUGAGUUUGAAUCUGGUCUCAGACACUUACUGACUAUGUGACUCUGGACAAGUCACUUCACCUCUAUUUGCCUUAAUCCACUGGAGAAGGAAAUGGCAAACCACUCCAGUAUCUAGUGCAUAAUGGCAAGAAAAUCCCGUGGAGAGUGUGGUCAGGAAAGCUGAAGAAAAUUCUGUCUCCAAAAGUCACGUGAGAUCUCAUUUUUUUCUUACACAAUUACACAAAGAAUAGCAAAUAACAAUCCUCUAGAUAUGCCAAAAUCUCAGGCUAGUCUCCUAAACCCUAUUAAAUUCAUUAAGAAUGUUGAAGCAUUUUUGAAGAAGUUUGAAGGCACCGUAAUUAGUAUCAAGUGUGAAGUCAGGAAGACUCAUCUUCCUGAGUUCAAAUCAGACUUCAGACACUUACUAGUUAUGUGAUCCUGGGCAGUUCACUUAAUCAGUUUCCUCAUGUAUAAAAGGAGCUGGAGAAGGGAAAGGCAAACUACUCCAGUAUCAUUGCCAAGAAAACCCCAAAGAGGGUCAGGAAACUCUGACUAUGACUGAAGCAACUGAACAAUAACCCAGGCUUUCUGGAAGGUGUGUCCUCAGAGGCCAUCUAGUUAAAAUCUCUAAUUUAACAGACCAGGAAACUGAAAUAGCUUGUCCAUGAUGAUACUCUUCGUUAGAAGCAGGUAGGGGAAAGGGAGGAUUUGAACCCAAGUCCUCUCAUUCCCCAGUCAGUAUUUAGUCCACUGUGUGUGUUACCAGGCUGUCCCUUCUGUGAGCUGCUUCAAGAUCAGGCAUGAUGGCCAGCAUCUUCCCAGGUAAAGUCUAAAAAUUCUUCUUUAUACAACGCUUCAAGAUGCCUAUGAGUAGAAUUAUAGCAGAACUCUCCUGAGACUUGUUUGAAAUAGUGUACACCCUUUUCAUAUUGAAUCAGUCAGUGACCAAGCAUUUGUGAAUCAGACAGAUCCACUGAAGAACAGUCAGCUUAAAGAGGAAGCUGUCAGGCGGGAAAAGAUAUUUUAAUGGCUUUUCGGAUAACUUCGAAGAAGCACCUUUAUUAAACUUGCAAACCUCCCUUUACAGCAGGCAACAUUUCCUUAUUUAUGCUAUUUCUCUAUUCAAAUCAUCCCUUUGAAUUUCAUAUUCUUGUAAACAUUAAACACAAAGACAUUUUUUGAAAAUCAAAUUUGAUCUCUUCAAUCUCUUUUUCCUUUAAAGAAAUGUAUGUGAAAUAUGUGACCUGCCAGCCCUUGACGACUGUUGGACUGAAACCCUGUCUUGCUCAUUAACAGUCAUGUCAGCUUCUGGCCAAAACAUCUUUGCCAAGGCCUGCUGGGUCUAAUGUUAGAUUUAGUGGUGAAGGAAAGAAGCCAGAGGAGAAAGACAAGAGGUCCCCAUUUUAAGCUGUGACACGGUCCUGGAAACUAUCUUAAAACACCCCGCAGCUGCCUCUGAAACGGCAGGAGAAGAGAAGCACGUUUGAUCAGGCAGCACCAAGGAAAGAGAGAUGCAAAUGAAUCGUUGAUAAGUGGAGCCUAUGUGUAUCGCUAUUAUAGGCUACAUGUAUAAGCUGUGACGGAAAGGGUGGCAGUACAUGAGAGAACCCUGACGUUUGAGCAGGUUAAGCUCUGCGAGUAUGAAAUAAUCACAAUUUAGCACUUGUUAAACUACAGAUUUUCACCUUGGUCAUCACUGACAUUUAUUAUUACGGUCGAUCUAGUAAUAUUUCCCAUGACAAAGUGUUGCACCUCAAGAGAGGGCAAAAAUGUGCCAGGAACACCUGGAAAGAACCUGCUUAGAUGAAACUUCCUCUUCUGAAUUGUGGACUGACUGUGCAAUCUGAAGUAAAUCAAGAUCCCUCUCUGUG
Monodelphis domestica (gray short-tailed opossum) is the source of this 8366-nucleotide messenger RNA. The record is from RefSeq and is a predicted model, not a curated record. Lineage: Eukaryota; Metazoa; Chordata; Mammalia; Didelphimorphia; Didelphidae.